AUGGAGAAAGCGGCGAGAGCCUACGCAGAGGUUCUGAGAUUGGUGAGGCUCUUACCAAAGGACACCAGGGCUUACUACGCCAAAUAUGCCCGCGAGAACUUUGUCAAUUACCGCCAAGUCGAUCCUUCCGACGCCACUGACCUCUUUCAACGCACCUACAAUCACUCUCUAUGGGUUCUUCACAAGUAUUCCAUUGAUAAAUCUGUGGCGGAUAAGCUCAAAGGAAUAUGCUGCAGCUGA
Sphenostylis stenocarpa is the source of this 240-nucleotide messenger RNA. Lineage: Eukaryota; Viridiplantae; Streptophyta; Magnoliopsida; Fabales; Fabaceae. The record is from the annotation of a GenBank genome assembly.